UUCGUUCGCCAAAUAGCUCAAUCAUCACAAGACGACGAAAAAAGAAAAAAGAAAGAAAAAUGUGGGUCUCAACUCUUCCUGUGCUUUUGAGCAUCUGAACAGUUCAGAUUGAGGAAUCGAUCUUUCGUUCCACUUUCAGACUUGCUGUGGUCUGUGAUCUUUUCAUUUAUCCAAUUUCUCAAACCUCAACUUAAAGGUAUUGUUAAUUGAUUCUCAUAACCCUUGAUAUUAUCUCUUCACAUAGAAUUAGAGCUGUUUGGAACAGUUGUUGUUGUUGUUCUUCUGGAGUAUGGAGAAACAGAACAGUUUUCGGGCAUCUACAAUGGAAAAACAGCAGAGUUUUCGGCGGGUGAUGGAGAAACAGAAAAGCUUUCGCGGAUUUAUGGAAAAACAGAAGAGUUUCCGGAUUGUGAUGGAGAAGCAGCUGAGCUUCAUCGGCAGUGAGAGAAAAAAGAGCAAGGAGUCACCUGGGAAACGUGGUGACUUGCCAAUUCAUUUAGCAGCCCGGGGAGGGAACUUGAGCAGAGUGAAAGACAUAAUUGAAAACUCUGCUAAUUCUGAUGUGAAGGAUUUCUUAUCUAAGCAGAACUUUGAAGGGGAGACCCCUCUUUAUGUUGCCGCAGAAAAUGGACAUGCUUCCGUUGUUAGUGAGAUACUUAAGUUCUUGGAUCUACAAACUGCUUCUAUUGUCGCCAGAAAUGGCUAUGAUCCUUUUCACGUCGCAGCAAAGCAGGGUCAUCUUGAGGUGCUGAGAGAACUGCUGCACUUCUUUCCCAACUUGGCCAUGACUACAGAUUUGUCCAAUUCAACUGCUUUACACACAGCUGCAACUCAAGGUCAUAUUGAUGUGGUUAACCUCCUCUUGGAGUCAGAUUCAAACCUUGCGAAAAUAGCCAGGAACAAUGGUAAGACUGUCCUUCACUCAGCUGCUAGAAUGGGGCAUUUGGAAGUUGUGAAAGCCUUAUUGAACAAGGAUCCAAGCACUGGAUUUAGGACUGAUAAGAAAGGUCAAACUGCACUACACAUGGCUGUGAAGGGGCAAAAUCAAGAAAUUCUGCUGGAAUUGGUAAAACCCGACCAAUCAGUUUUAAGUCUAGAAGAUAAUAAAGGAAAUACAGCCUUGCAUAUUGCCACAAAGAAGGGCCGUAUUCAGAAUGUUCGCUGCUUGUUAUCUAUGGAGGGUAUCAACAUCAAUGCUACUAAUAAAGCUGGAGAGACUCCUCUAGAUAUUGCAGAGAAAUUUGGAACUCCAGAACUCGCCUCCCUUUUGAGGGAUGCUGGGGCUGCCAAUUCCACCCACACUGGGAAGCCAAAUGCAUCAAAGCAUCUUAAGCAGACUGUCAGUGACAUAAAGCAUGAUGUUCACUCCCAACUUCAACAGACUCGUCAGACUGGAGUGAGGGUCCAAAAAAUUGCAAAGAAGCUGAAAAAACUCCACAUUAGUGGCCUGAACAAUGCAAUAAAUUCCGCUACUGUUGUUGCUGUUCUCAUUGCUACAGUUGCUUUUGCAGCCAUUUUCACAGUUCCGGGUCAAUAUGACGAGACGAAAACCCCCGGCUUUUCACUUGGACAGGCAAAUAUUGCAAAAAAUGCAGCUUUCUUAACCUUUUUUGUGUUUGAUAGCCUGGCUUUAUUCAUCUCUCUGGCAGUUGUGGUGGUUCAAACUUCGGUAGUCGUGAUUGAGCAGAAGGCGAAGAAGCAGCUUGUUUUUGUCAUAAACAAGCUCAUGUGGUUGGCUUGCCUUUUCAUUUCCAUUGCCUUCAUUUCUCUCACAUAUGUAGUGGUGGGAUCACACUCCAGAUGGCUUGCUAUAUACGCAACAGUUAUUGGAAGCUUGAUAAUGCUCUCUACCAUUGGCUCCAUGUGUUAUUGUGUCAUUUUGCACAGGAUGGAGGAGACAAAAUUAAGGGCCGAGAGUCGUUCAUACUCCAUGUCUCAUGCAUCAGAUCAAGAGAUUUUGAACAGUGAAUACAAGAGGAUGUACGCACUUUAGGAUAGUUCAUAAAUUAAUGGAAUGACCUUAAUCCUGCUGCAUUCUUGCAAGUGAUCAUUGCUUGGCAGUUGCUACUAUGCUCUAGCUAUGGUCUUUGAUAGUCCACAGAAACUGAAACAUAAAGGAGGCCAAUUUUGUAUUUGGAGUUUACUGCAUAUCGGUUUCCAAUUCCAUAAGUACUGUGCAGAUGUGAAGAUUUCAAAGUCAUGUGUCCCUCUUAUACAUAAUAAAGUUAAUGCAUGUAAGAUAUUUUUAUCUUUUGGUGUCUAUUCAUGUAAGAUAUGGAAUGGCUUUGUAAUGGUAAUGGAUCGAUUCUAAAGGGAGUUCAAUGACGGAUCAAUUCAGAAGAGGGAGAAUGUGUGUGUUUAUAUUAAAUUAAAUCUUUUAAUAAAAUAGUACUAAUUUUUCUAA
This is a messenger RNA of Arachis duranensis, 2404 nucleotides long. RefSeq names its product ankyrin repeat-containing protein At5g02620. Gene Ontology annotation, cellular component: plasma membrane. The record is from RefSeq and is a predicted model, not a curated record. The transcript has 3 exons. Lineage: Eukaryota; Viridiplantae; Streptophyta; Magnoliopsida; Fabales; Fabaceae. Gene Ontology annotation, molecular function: protein phosphatase 1 binding; protein phosphatase regulator activity. The coding region runs from base 290 to 1993 and encodes 567 amino acids.